AUGCUCUCCAUCUUCAUCGCCAUCAUUCUUGGCGAUCCUGUCCCCAAGAUCAUACGUGAUUGUGAUGCCUCGAAGAAAACGGUGUCGGCCUUCUGUGGUCUCGUUGGAGAAGUCUGUAACCUUUUCAAUGUCUCCCAGCGAGAACAUUGCUCUUACGAGUACAUACAAGCCGAUGAGACGGCCAUUGGCCGAAGGAAGUACCAUAGAGGUCGCCGACAACGUCAGUCGGGACCUCUGUGGGUACAGACCGUCGCUGGCAUAGAUCCCUGCUCUGGUAAGGUCCUGUAUGUGUCUUCCUCUUACGUCCCUGAUCGCUCUGCCAACUCCUUGGAGCCGCUCAUCAUGGACAUGGCUGCAGAUCGUACUCUUCUGGUGACCGAUCAGUUACGAAGCUACCAGACCAUUGUCAGUAGGAAUACUCAUUUUUUCUCCGAGCACCAGACAAUUAAUCACUCCAAACAGUUCCGCAACGAUGCUGGAUUCACCACGAAUGCCAUCGAGUCGGUCAACAACGUUCUGAAAACCGAGAUCCGCAAGAGGUUCUUUCAUUAUUGUCCUCCAGACGCUCAAACUGGUGUUGAACGUCUCGCCAUCGCCACUUUCGUCACUAAUUGUAGGCUCUCUAAGGAAGAUCUGGUCCUUCGCUUCUUCGCCGCCAUGAGGAUGGCUCACCAGAUGCUCGAGGCCGAUGCAUGA
Messenger RNA from Perkinsus marinus ATCC 50983, 696 nucleotides. RefSeq lists its product as hypothetical. Bases 1 to 696 code for a protein of 231 amino acids. The transcript has a single exon. NCBI's taxonomy places the organism in Eukaryota, Perkinsozoa, Perkinsida, Perkinsidae. The record is from RefSeq and is a predicted model, not a curated record.